Molecule: messenger RNA, 4169 nt
Organism: Gymnodraco acuticeps
Lineage: Eukaryota; Metazoa; Chordata; Actinopteri; Perciformes; Bathydraconidae
Product: very long-chain acyl-CoA synthetase-like
Exons: 10
Coding region: 190-2052 (620 amino acids)
Molecular function (GO): long-chain fatty acid-CoA ligase activity; long-chain fatty acid transmembrane transporter activity
Source: RefSeq, a predicted model, not a curated record
CAUUUCGAUAUCUGCGGAAGGAGAAGUGUUUUCCACCCAUGAAGCCUUGAGUUACUCCCCUAGUUAACAUUGGUCAAAGUUCGGUGCGUCGACUCAGUAAAGGUCUGACUACAUUCAGUUUUUUGUUGUGUGCUGCUGAGAGUUUAAACUCUUAAUACAGCCAGGCUGACAUUUUUGUUCUGACUAACAAUGAUAACAUAUAUUUUAUACACGGCUCUGGCAGGUUUGGCACUGUUGGUGUUAUUGCCUCGCCUGAAAACUCGUUAUUUUUUUCAAGAUUUGAGUUUCGCCAUUUCUUCAAUUAAAAUUGCUAUAAGCCUUUACACAAUUAAGAAGCGGAAGCCGUGUUACAGUAUGCUGGACGGGUUUCUGGACAAAGUGGCGAAACAUCCGCAUAAGAAGUUCAUUAUUUUCGAGGAAAGCUCGUACACGUACAGCCAAGCCGACAAAGAGAGCAACAAAGUGGCGCGAGCGCUGUCCACCCACGCCGGCCUGAAGGAGGGGGACACGGUGGCCCUCUUCCUGGGAAAUGAGCCUCACUUUGUGUGGCUCUGGCUCGCUCUUACCAAGUUGGGAUGCAUAUCUUCUUUACUGAACUGCAACAUCAGAUCCAAGUCUCUGGUGCACUGCUUCUCCUGCUGUGACGCCAAGUUCCUGGUGGCUGGUGCCGACUUGAAACAGGCUGUAGAAGAGGUGUUACCCACCUUGACCGAGCAGGGUGUCCGUGUGUUUAUCCUCAGUGAGCACUGUGAGGUGGAGGGCAUUGAAAGCCUCUCUGAUAAAGUUCAGCAGGCCUCAGACCAGCCUCUGUCACCUCAGCUGAGGGCCAACGUUAACAUUAAGAGUCCCGCACUCUACAUCUACACCUCAGGAACCACAGGACUUCCCAAGGCAGCUAUUAUCAACCACGAGAGGCUAUGGAGGUCAACCUUUCUCCAGUCCAUUGCUGCUGUCCGCUCAGACGAUGUCCUCUUCGUGUGCCUGCCUCUUUACCACACUUCUGGAUUUGUGAUGGGGCUUUGUGGAGCCAUAGAACGAGGCAUCACGGUUGUAUUAAAACGUAAGUUCUCUGCCUCCAACUUCUGGAACGACUGUAGGAAGUACAACGUGACAGUUAUUCAGUACAUAGGAGAAAUUAUGCGCUACCUCUGCAACACACCUAAGCGAGACAAUGAUAAAGAUCACAAGGUCCGACUGGCCCUGGGGAACGGGUUAAGGAGCGACACCUGGGAGGAUUUCCUGCAGCGAUUUGGGGACAUUUGUAUCUGUGAAUGCUACGGAGCGACUGAAGGAAAUCUUGGCUUUGUCAACUACUGUGGCAAAGUUGGAGCUAUUGGCAAAGAGCAUUUUCUCCACAAAAUGGGAAAUAAGUACGCCCUCAUAAAGUAUGACACGGAGAAAGAGGAGCCCGUCAAAAAUUCCAAGGGAUUUUGUAUUGAAGUCCCCAAAGGAGAGACCGGGUUGUUUGUGGGGAAGAUCGAAGAAAGAGCUCCUUUCAGUGGCUAUGCCAAGAACCAUCAGCAGACAGAGAAGAAGAAGCUAAGAGAUGUGUUUGUGAAGGGAGACCUCUACUUUAACAGUGGUGACCUUCUAAAGAUAGACAAGGAGGGAUUUGUCUUCUUUCAAGACCGAAUUGGAGAUACUUUCAGGUGGAAAGGCGAAAAUGUAGCAACGACAGAGGUGGCCGAUCAUUUGCUGAUGUUGGACUUUGUCGAGGAGGCUAAUGUCUAUGGUGUGAAGGUGCCAGGACACGAGGGACGAGUUGGAAUGGCAGCAGUGAAGCUCAAAGAAAACAUGGACUUUGACACCAAAGCUGUCUAUCAACACGUCAAAAACUACCUCCCCAGCUACGCAAGACCCCGCUUCGUUCGCUUGCAGGAUGCAGUGGUAGUUACUGGGACGUUUAAGCAAAUGAAGGUGAAGCUGGGACAGGAGGGCUUUGACCCGGAUGCCAUCAGUGACCCUCUGUUCUACCUGGAGGACAACAACAACUAUGUACCCAUGACUCAGCAGAUAUUCAACUCCAUCACAGAUGGAAAAAUCAGGCUCUGAAUGAGUUCAGUGUUUAUUGUUGGAUUGUGAACCUCAAAAUAAUACAUUUGAUUUUGAGAUUUGAAGUGAUACUGGAUGUCAAAUAAUGAUAAAUGGCAUUCACAUUGAACAUUUAGGUACAGCACAUUUCACGAGCUACUUGAAGGGAACAUUGUGUACUGAAAUAUUUUUAAGGGAUUUAAUUUAGUUUGAAAAUUAAAAACAUGAUUGUACUGAGCAAAGCAAUCCCAAAUCAUUGACAUGGUUAUACAGUGAUCUUAGAUUUGCCAUGAACUGAAAGUGCUGGCACAGCACCCGGCUAGUAAAUUGCUCAAUACAGCAGAAUUACUGUCUGUAUCUAAUCUACUGUACUGCUUUUAUGAUCAUUAUAGGAGCUUAGUGGUGGUUUCCAGUGGAUUGGUAGAGGGGGCAGUGUUAGCAACAGGAGAAGAAGACAUACAGUUAAUUCUUCUGCAGGUGGAGGAUACGUUUUUUUGAGUUGUCUGUGAAACCUUUACAGGGCAGCAGAGCUGGUGCGGGCCACACUGCACCCACUGGUUGCAGAAACUGGGCACGCUGUAGAACUUUGUCAGCUUUUUUAGGACCUUUUUACCCAUGAGAUUUGAAGGCACCUCUGUAAUCUUAAACAUAGGACCAGAUCCUGCUGUUGAUGGCGUGCUAGGGAGGGCGCCUGCAUCAUCUUUAAGACUAGGCCUUGUAUCAAAGUCGUAGCCAGACAGUGGCCCCCUGCAAGUGUAAGGCAGAGGCUCGCUGCUGCAGCUGAGAGAGCGCAUUGGUCUCCUGGAUCUGUUCCAGGCCUUGUCAAUCCACAGCUCCACCUCAGCCUUUUCAAGACAGGAGACAGCAUCCUCGCUCCCCUCAGACCGCAUGUCAGAGUCGAGGUAUUCGUCCAUCACCUCAUCUCUCCCUGAUUUUGGUUGGUCUGCAUUGUUCAGAGCCUGAGUCUCAGCCAGGAGAGUGGAAGCUGUUUUGGAGAUGAUGCUCCAGUCUUUAAGGAUGUCCUCUGCGGUGGUGAACUGCGAGGUCACCGUGAAUCUGAUGAUGCGCUUGGUGUUAAUGUCUGCAGGGAUCAGGUACAUGGUGCCUGACCGCGUCAGUCUCCUCAGCAGCUCUUGUGUCAAAGCAUUUCCCCCCUAGCAUAAAAAAUACAUAAAUGUCAAAUGCCAACAAAAAAAAAACCUCUCAACUAAACUCAAACAUUUAGAGGAAAUCAUUUCAAGGUUACCACUUUUAAUGAUCUCCUUUAUUGCUCUCACCUUAACUAGCAUGCUCUUGAAAAACUUUAUUUCCUUAUAAAUGAACUGACCUUUAUAUGAGAUGUUACUUUCAACAAUGAUUAGCUAGUCAAAGACAUGUUGCUUAACAAAGUUUACUGCAUAGACAAUUUAAAUCUGUGCCACCUACUUUUAGGCAGAACACCACCAGGCCAAGGUGCCUCUCAGCGGGAACUUCGAAAUGUGGGUCACUCCUAAUGUGAGACUCCAAAAGCUUCGCCAUUUCAAUCCCCUGAUGCAAUACAGAAAUAUACAUGUAAAUCCUAUCAUUUAAAGACAAAUUAAAGCUUUGGGAUGUCCUAGUAUUUCAUACAUGUUCAUAAUCUGAUUACAUUGGAUAUUAAUUCCUUCAAUAAUUUGCAUUAAAAUAACUGAGUGCCACUUACAUGUCUGAUAUGAGCCUGGAGGUUUUUCAGGCCAAAGGAGCGCAUAACAAACCAAAGUUUCAGAGAACGGAAACGUCGGCUGAGGGGAAUUUGCCAAUUCUGAACAGAAAGAUAAGGUUUCCUUAUAUGAAAUGAUUCACUAUAAUAAAUAAAAAUGUAAUUAGGUGAUACAAGACAGUAUGUUACCAUGAAGUCUGUGGCUGCCUGUGAGUUUUCAUGUCUGAGAUAAACAGGGUCAACAGUGAACGUCUGUUGGAGCUUAUAUUUAUCUUUUACCCUGAGAAAACAAGGUAAAACCAUAUUAACAAAUAAACAAGCAUCCUUCACUUAGUAUUAAUUGUUUUUUUUUAAUCUAUCAUAUAUAGUUUGAAUUAAAUGUACUAUUAAGUGGAUUCUUAUUUGGGCUUUUGCACUUACUAUUACUAUAGAAAAUAAAAACGAAUUAUCCAACAAAGAA